Messenger RNA from Ruditapes philippinarum (Manila clam), 1017 nucleotides. RefSeq lists its product as uncharacterized. NCBI's taxonomy places the organism in Eukaryota, Metazoa, Mollusca, Bivalvia, Venerida, Veneridae. The transcript has a single exon. The coding region runs from base 1 to 1017 and encodes 338 amino acids. The record is from RefSeq and is a predicted model, not a curated record.
AUGGCUGAGGGGUUUUCUGAUAAAGGUGGCAUGGGAUUAGGUGAAGAUGCACCUUUGUCCGAUGCUCACCUUAAGCAGAUUUUAGAGGCUCUAAAGAGUAAUGGAGAUUAUGUUGUGCUAACUAAAUCUGAGUAUGCAGCUUUGCAUAAACCAGUUAGUACAAGCACACCUGCCCCUAAGCGACCAUUGACUGAUUUUAUUAGAGCUUCUCAAGCUCAUGAUUUUUCUUUGCAUCCAUCACAAAUUCAGGUACCGAAGUUCGAGACACCAAAGUUGCCUUAUUUUUCAGGUGAUCAACCUCCUUUAAAGGGUGACGAGUCUUAUGCUGUAUGUAGAUUUGAAACUAAAUGUUUAAUUUCAGAAAAUUUACCUGAACAAGUUAUCUUACAGGUUAUUAGAAGGUCAUCGCGAGGUACAGCAAGACGUACAAUUAUUUCUUUAGGUGAACAUGCAUCAAGUGUUGUUAUAUUAGAUAAACUUGAUAUUCUUUUUGGUGAAGUAUCUACCAAUGAGUCUGUAAUGCAAUCUUUUUAUAAUGCAUCUUCAGAGAAUGUUACUGCUUAUGGGUGUCGUCUCGAAGCUUUACUUCAAGUCGCAGUUGAAAGUGGACAUGUUACAGUUGCUGCUAGAAAUGAUAUGUUACGUUCUAAAUUUUGGACAGGUUUGCGUGAUGAGAAGUUGAAGAUUCUUACCAGAAAUAAAUAUGAUUCAAUUUCAGAUUACAACACAUUAUUAAGAGAGGUGCGUUCUGUUGAACAUGAAUUGUCAGCUUCUAGCAAUAUUUCAGCAUCUGUUAAUGCAGCCCAGCAGUCCACGCCAGUUGAUAAGAAAACUAUUGAUGAUCUUACUGGUAAAAUUGAUUUACUCAUGAAUAAAAUGCUCUCUUUAGAAAACAGAUACAGGAGAAGCCAAAAAGAAACUGCGAGUUCCAGUAACAAUUAUUUCUCUAGAAAUAGGUACAAUUACCAGAGACGUGAUGGAAACUAUCAGAGUUAUAACCAACAGAGACCUAGAUAA